CACAUUAAAUGCAUACCCGCCCGCCUCACUGCCUCCUGUCCCCGACUCUCCCUCUCUCUAUCUUUCCUUCCAUUCUGGUUCUCUUUCUUUUUGAUGAUAACAGCAUAGCAGCAGAGCGGGAGAGAGAGAGAGCAGUUCACUGUGGGGAUUUCUGUUAUUUGGUUCCUGUUUCUGUGGCUUUCUGAUUCGUUGAAGCAUUUCGUCGAGCACUUCUCUUUUCAAAGGGCCGUGGCACUCGAUCUGGUUGUCUGAAUCGCAUGGUUGGCUUGGUUUUCGACGAGUGGCGGAUCGUGGGGAUCAUUGGGAUGAUGUGUUUAUAGCGUUGAAGGGUGGACUAGCUCUCUCUUUGGGUUGAAGGCUCGGUCGCUCGUUUUGCUCCGGGGUUCUCGUUUCAGUUGUUGAUGGGAAAGGUGGGGCUGGGAGUGGCGGCGGGGUGCGCGUUGGUGUCGUGCACGCUGGCGGCCAUCCUGGUGAGCAGGCGGCUGAAGAGCAGGGCGAGAUGGAAUAGGGCGGUCAGCGUGCUGAGGGAGUUCGAGGACGAAUGCUCGACGUCCAUUGGACGGUUGAGGCAGGUGGUCGACGCCAUGGCCGUCGAGAUGCAUGCUGGUUUGGCAUCCGAGGGUGGUAGCAAGCUGAAGAUGCUUCUUACCUUUGUGGAUACUCUCCCCAGCGGCCACGAGAAGGGAAUCUAUUACGCAUUAGAUUUAGGAGGAACUAAUUUCAGGGUGCUAAGGGUCCAGCUCUCGGGAAAAAGGCAAAGAAUUAUAGACCAUCACGUGGAGAAACAGGCGAUUCCCCCUCAUAUAAUGACUGGUACAAGUGAGGCUCUUUUUGAUUACCUUGCUUCUAUCUUAAAGCAGUUUGUUGAAAAGGAAGAGGGUUAUCAGCCGUCUCCCGGCACAAAGGCACUUGGCUUUACGUUUUCAUUCCCCAUGAAGCAGACCUCUGUUUCUUCAGGUGUGCUUGUGAAGUGGACAAAGGGUUUUGCAAUUCAUGACAUGGAUGGAAAAGAUGUUGCAGGAUGCUUACAAGAAGCCAUGGCUAGAGUGGGGCUAGAUAUGACUGUGGUGGCAUUGGUAAAUGACACUGUUGGAACACUUGCGCUUGGGCACUAUCAUGAUGAUGAUACCGUUGCAGCAAUUAUCAUUGGAACUGGGACCAAUGCUUGUUAUGUUGAACGCACAGAUGCUAUCACAAAAUGUCAAGGGCUCCUUUCUAACUCUGGGAGCAUGGUUGUCAAUGUGGAAUGGGGUAAUUUUUGGUCAUCUCAUCUUCCAAGAACUUCGUAUGACAAAGCUUUAGAUGAUGAAAGUCCAAACCCAGCUGAGCAGGGAUUUGAGAAGAUGAUAUCUGGAAUGUAUUUGGGUGAUAUAGUGAGAAGGGUGAUCCUAAGAAUGGCACAGGACUCUGAUCUCUUUGCUGGUGUUGAUUCUAGACUAAAUAUGGCUUUCUCUUUGAGGACUCCCUUAAUGUCUGCAAUGCAUGAAGAUGAUUCUCCAGACUUAAGAGAAGUUGCAAGAAUAAUGAAAGAAUGCCUUGGGGUUUCUGAUAUCCCUCUGAAGAUUCGUAGACUUAUUGUGCGAGUAUGUGAUAUAGUGACACAAAGAGCAGCCCGAUUAGCAGCUGCCGGAAUCGUGGGAAUCUUGAGGAAAAUUGGCAGAGAUGGAAGCGGCGGUGUUGGUAGCAGAAUGAAGGGCGAAGGUUAUAGCAGAACAAGGAGAAGAAGCGUUAUUUCAGUGGAAGGUGGUCUGUACGAGAGUUAUUCAACGUUUAGAGAAUACAUGCAUUCUGCAGUUGCUGAGUUAUUAGGGGAGGAUGUGUCCCAACAUGUUGUUCUCAGGCUAUCGGAGGAUGGCUCCGGAUUAGGGGCUGCACUUCUCGCUGCUGCGCAUGCUCCGUCCUUAUGUUAAUAGUCAUUAAUGGUCGUUAAUACAAGUCUCUCUAUCUCUCUCACAUGUAAAUAUAGAUAUUAUUAUUAUUUUAUAUAAGGGCAAGUGUGCGAGUCAUGUAUGUUAUGUUAA
Nymphaea colorata (pocket water lily) is the source of this 2021-nucleotide messenger RNA. Its product is annotated as hexokinase-3-like. Gene Ontology annotation, molecular function: mannokinase activity; fructokinase activity; glucokinase activity. NCBI's taxonomy places the organism in Eukaryota, Viridiplantae, Streptophyta, Magnoliopsida, Nymphaeales, Nymphaeaceae. The coding region runs from base 402 to 1910 and encodes 502 amino acids. The record is from RefSeq and is a predicted model, not a curated record. Gene Ontology annotation, biological process: glucose 6-phosphate metabolic process; intracellular glucose homeostasis; glycolytic process. Gene Ontology annotation, cellular component: mitochondrion; cytosol. The transcript is spliced from 9 exons.